ACAUAAAAGCUUCCACAGCCGGCCUAGGCGACAUGACACACCUUCUUUUCUCUCCGGCUUCCCCGCCCCUUCUGGCCCGCCUCCCCUUAGUCAUACAAGAAGCGCCUCAGUUCCGAUUGGCCAGGAUGUGAUGCUCUCUCGACCAAUCGUAGUCCAAGCUGUGCUUUGAUCCGUUCAAGACGACGAACCCUGUAGAGACCACGUCUACGAUUGGUCGCUCCUCGGCAAAGAUUGAAUUUUGAAAUUUUCUUUAUGGUGUGGAAGAGGCUUAGGCUCGAACUUCGUCUAACCCCCAGGCUCUUAGACUAAAAUCAUGCCCAAGUUCAAACAGCGAAGAAGAAAGCUAAAAGCCAAAGCCAAAUGGUUGUUUAAGAAGAAAGAGGCCUCUCAGGUCCAGCCUCGGUUACUGACACCUCCCCCUCUUCCACCCACACCAGAGAGAGUGGUUACUUCUUCAACAGAUAUUCCCCAAAGCAGAAACUGGCUAAGACCAUCUUGGAACUUCAGAUUUCCUAACAUCAAAGAUGCAAUAAACCUUUGGACAAAUAGAGCAUGGUGCAUAUACAGUUGCUGUCAGACCUGUGUAGCCCAGAGUUUAGAAGUAUUGAAAGAUGCCAUCUUCCCAUCCCGAGUCUACCACAGAGAACUUCAUGAUCUAAAACAACAACUGUGUGUUUUGAAAAGUGAAUUGUGCAAGCUCCAAGAAAACCUAAAGAGCACCUCAAAAGACUCAUCCGGUUCAAGCUGCUGUCACCCAUGCUGCCUGAGAGAUAAACUUACAACUGUGCCUGCCUGUGCUGCAGCAACACAUGGAGAAUCCCAAACUGCACUUCCUCGGAUACAACCACAGCCACAGCCAGCCAGUCCCCCUCCUCCUCCCCCACCCCCUCCUCCUCCCCCUCCCCCUCUCCCUCCACCUCCGCCACCGCUAGCACCUUUGCUGCUCAGAAAAUCUGGUACCACUAAAGUACUUCGGGUUGAACCAUUAAAGAAAGAUGGACCUAUGCAUAUAACAGUUAAAGAUCUACUCAAUGUGAAACUAAAAAAGACACAGAGUAUUGAUGGAAGGAAGAAGUUUGUACCACCACCACCACCAGUGGAACGGACUCCGCUAGUUACUGUCUCUGAUCUGCAGCGUGUUACUCUGAAACCUAACUCUGGGGUGUCAGCAACUCGAAUUAAAAAUGUUUUAAUUACUCCUGGUAAAAGUCAAAUCGAUCUCCGGAAACUGCUGAGAAAAGUCCAGGUGGAAAGGAGCCCAGGUGGGACCCCUCUAAACAACAAAGAAAACAUGGAAACAGGGACUGGACUCACUCCAAUCAUGACUCGGGCCUUAAGGAGAAAGUUUCAGCAUUCCUCUACACUGGGGCAUCAAACCUUCACAGGACCAAGGGCCUCUCCUCCCAUUAAUGCCAGUGCUGAAUCUGUGAAGAGGAGCCAUCUCCUGCUCCCCUGCUGGGAUGCUGGACUUGUGGCUUUGAACACUCUAGUUCCUUCUUCCUGUGGAGCAGAAGCACCACAGCCUCACAGGGCCUGGCUCAUCCUCAAAGCCCUACCCAAUCUUUGCCACUGUCUACAAGCAGCUUUGAUGAACAAAACUGAGAGCAACUUGGCCUGACUCCUUGGAGUGAUACAAUGACAGACCAACCCUCCCAAAUGUUAAUGUACUAAAAUAUGUAUAACUGUAUGAGUAUAA
Molecule: messenger RNA, 1696 nt
Organism: Mastomys coucha (southern multimammate mouse)
Lineage: Eukaryota; Metazoa; Chordata; Mammalia; Rodentia; Muridae
Gene: Prr11
Product: proline rich 11
Exons: 12
Coding region: 314-1618 (434 amino acids)
Cellular component (GO): cytoplasm; nucleus
Source: RefSeq, a predicted model, not a curated record